AACACUUCAAAAUCAGUUGUGAUCGUCAGUGGAGCAGUUCGGUUCGGUACGGCGCACCAGCCUUUGAUUCGUUGAUCUACGGGGCAACCAACGCUAGAUCGAGCAUCGCGCGUUUUAUUAAAUAAACGCAACUGAAUGUAAGACACUGCGAUUAAAUUACAUGCGGUGUUAAAUUAACGACAUAAUAUUUGAUUCAUUGCCGCCAAUUGCAUUACGAGUAAUAACACGAGCAGUCUCAGUGUGCGACCCGCCGCGCCAAGCUAACUGAGUUUGAUUGCCGCUUAAGUGCUUUUGGUGUGAAAAAUUGCUGCAUUCAUCAAGCGACUGUCAGCCAGGCUAAUGAUUAAUCACCAAAACCAAUAAGUGACACGUGGACCACUUCAAUUAAUGCUAGAAAACUAACUUAGCAAUCAACAGCAAAAUAAGUGCUUAAUAACUAUAAAAUAGGGGAGCAAAUAGGUCACGAAGCUGCUGAAGUUGGCGACAGAUUUUAAAAAACCCAAAAAAACAAUAUUUUCGGUUGCAAUUUAUAACGUCAAUAGACCACCGGUUCGCUUGUGUGCGCAUACAAACACAUAUGUAAAUGGCAGAUAACGCCAAGGCGCCUAAAAGCAGACUACCCGUACGGCAAAUUCAAUUACCUAUACAUUGAUGUGUUUAUUGACUGAUUUGUUAACACCACAAACAACGUUAAAUACCGCAAGCGAACUGCCGCUACAACACAAAAGCAACAGCAACAGCCGCAAGCAAACGCACACACAUGCACACGCAUAGCCAAUUACCGCACGCCGUAACAGCAAUCAUCGGGAAUCAAAUCGACAGCCACAACAGUAAUUAUCCAACCGCACGGGCAAUUUGACUUCUUCGAGCGUCACGUCGUUGGACUUUAAUCCCAGAAUGGCUGACAAUGAAAACCGCAAUCACAGGCACAGUUACAAUGUCACCGAACAGCACAGCGAUGAUGAAUCGUCCAAUAAUCAUAACAGCAGUCCCAACAACAAUACAACAGACACCAUAAUAAUCGCACUGCAUAAUGGGCUGAGUAACGGUAAUGGCAUUGGGAAUUCGAAUGUCGAUAUAAAUGGCAGCGCUGUGAUCGGCAACGGCAGCGGUGCGGCCAAAUUGUCACCGCGCACUUACGAGCCACGCGAGCGGCAUAUCAUCACGAAGAACGUCAUUGUUAUUGGUCUAGCGUUUAUGAUACAGUUCACAGCGUUCCACGGCACUUCGAAUCUGCAGAGCUCGGUGAAUUCGGACAAGGCGCUGGGCACCACGACGCUCGCCGUCAUUUAUGGCUCGCUGAUUUUAUCCAAUAUCUUUCUACCCAUGACAGUUAUAAGAUGGUUUGGCUGUCAUCUGACCAUGGCUUUGUCCUUCUUCGCCUAUAUGCCCUUUAUUGCCGCGCAGUUUUAUCCACGCUUCGAGACGCUCAUACCAGCAGGUUUAAUGGUCGGCUUUGGUGGUGGACCUUUGUGGUGCUCAAAGUGCACUUACCUCUCAACAGUCGCCGAGGCUCUGACUAAAGUGCGUGGCAAUGAGUCACGCAAAGAUGUGAAUACCGUCAAAUUCUUUGGGCUCUUCUUCAUAUUCUACCAAAUGGCACAGGUUUGGGGGAAUUUGAUAUCUUCUUCAGUAUUAUCUUUCGGCUCUUCUGCCGUUGUGGAGCUGAAUGCCACACUCGAAGCGCUCGCGACGCCUCCACCUUCGGAAAGUCAUGUGGGUGAGAUCUGUGGUGCGCGUUUUUGUCCAGGCAUUGGCGCUGAGGAGAAUCCGAAUUUGACCCCACCCGAACCGGCGAAAAUCCAACUGCUCACCUCCAUCUUCCUCAUUUGCAUGGCCAUAGCUGUGGUGCUUAUGCUCUUCGGUGUCAACUCGCUGAAACGCUACGGCGUUCGUCGCAACGACUCUGGCGACGGCAUGUCUGGGCUGCGUCUGCUCACCGUUACGCUAAAUAUGUUGCGCAAGCGUCGCCAACUACUCAUUUUACCCAUCACAAUGUUCAUUGGCUUGGAGGAAGCCUUCUUGGCCGUGGACUAUACACGGUCCUUUGUCGCCUGCGGUUGGGGCAUUUCGAAAAUUGGUUUCGCCAUGAUUUGCUUUGGUGUUGCCAACGCCAUCGCUGCGGGCAUUGCCGGCGCUCUGGUCGAGAAACUGGGCCGCAUCACGCUGUUCGUCGCUUGUGCGCUGCUGAAUGCCUCGCUCUUCGUCUAUAUGUUUUUCUAUGAGGCGCGCGAGGGUGAUUAUGUCACCUAUUGUGCAUUCGCGGCGAUUUGGGGCAUUUGCGAUGGUGUAUGGUUGGUCGUGGUGAAUGCUUUUUAUGGCAUUCUCUUUCCGAACCAUCUCAUCGCUGGCUACAGCAACUUCCGCUUGUGGGAAUCGACUGGUUCUGUUAUUGGCUAUAUAAUCAGUUCACAGUUGUGUACUUCCACAAAGUUGGUGAUACUGCUCUGUGUGCUCGGCAUUGGAAGUGCAGGUUACGGCAUCACCGAGUAUCGCCUACGCAGAAAGCAAAAAGCUCUGGAGCUUAUGUUAAGUGAUUGAAAAGCAGCUUACCUGUUGAUUAAUGAAAGUGUAUUUGUAUUUUAGUGCUAAGAAAAAACGAUUUUGUUAAACAUUUUUAGAAUAAAGAUUUU
Molecule: messenger RNA, 2633 nt
Organism: Bactrocera tryoni
Lineage: Eukaryota; Metazoa; Arthropoda; Insecta; Diptera; Tephritidae
Product: UNC93-like protein
Exons: 10
Coding region: 898-2541 (547 amino acids)
Biological process (GO): regulation of muscle contraction; regulation of potassium ion transport
Cellular component (GO): plasma membrane; striated muscle dense body
Molecular function (GO): potassium channel regulator activity
Source: RefSeq, a predicted model, not a curated record